CAUCGACCAAGCAUCUGUCUCAACCUUCUAUUACCAUCACACUUUCAAGAUGGCAAUCGUCCGCACAACUCCAUCAUACAAGCCAAAACCAUACUUAUUGCGAAUCGACUGAGAUACCAACACCAGCACAUAUAUCUCUGUCAAAAACUACUCCAAUCUAUUUUAAGUCUCCCUUCAACGCCUCUCUAUGCGGCGUUCUUUGACUUUUGAGCAGCACUGCAUUCGCUGCCCGGGAUAAUAACCCUUUCUACUUGUUUCUAGCCCUCAUCUCAGCUCUGCUGACUAUGACGUACAUCACUGUCUCUAUAAACGCCAUGUUAAAGACUUUCCCUAUCCAGAAAAUGACAUUCAGAAUCAUCUUGAUGCUCCUCUUCCACUGGUUGGGAGCAAUCGUUCCGGUCUCGUCGGUUCAGAGACUGCUUGUCCCAGAACCGGAGCCUGGUUGGCCCCCGCGGUUUCCCUUUGGAGUCAGGUUUAUGGAUGAAAAUGCGGUGCGGCGUCUACUGUGACC
Messenger RNA from Pseudomassariella vexata, 511 nucleotides. RefSeq lists its product as uncharacterized. The transcript has a single exon. The coding region runs from base 285 to 509 and encodes 74 amino acids. Lineage: Eukaryota; Fungi; Ascomycota; Sordariomycetes; Amphisphaeriales; Pseudomassariaceae. The record is from RefSeq and is a predicted model, not a curated record.